AUGUCCUGUUCUCUAGAAUCAGAUCAAAGCCAGUCCAACAACAACAACAUGUCCUGUUCUCUAGAAUCAGAUCAAACCCAGUCCAACAACAUGUCCUGUUCUCUAGAAUCAGAUCAAACCCAGUCCAACAACAUGCCCUGUUCUCUAGAAUCAGACCAUACCCAGUCCAACAACAACAUGCCCUGUUCUCUAGAAUCAGACCAUACCCAGUCCAACAACAACAUGUCCUCUUCUCUAGAAUCAGACCAUACCCAGUCCAACAACAACAUGUCCUGUUCUCUAGAAUCAGACCAUACCCAGUCCAACAACAUGUCCUGUUCUCUAGAAUCAGAUCAAACCCAGUCCAACAACAUGCCCUGUUCUCUAGAAUCAGACCAUACCCAGUCCAACAACAUGCCCUGUUCUCUAGAAUCAGAUCAUACCCAGUCCAACAACAACAGGCCCUGUUCUCUAGAAUCAGAUCAAACCCAGUCCAACAACAACAUGUCCUGUUCUCUAGAAUCAGACCAUACCCAGUCCAACAACAACAUGUCCUCUUCUCUAGAAUCAGACCAUACCCAGUCCAACAACAACAUGUCCUGUUCUCUAGAAUCAGACCAUACCCAGUCCAACAACAUGUCCUGUUCUCUAGAAUCAGAUCAUACCCAGUCUAACAACAACAUGUCCUGUUCUCUAGAAUCAGACCAUACCCAGUCCAACAACAACAACAUGUCCUGUUCUCUAGAAUCAGAUCAAACCCAGUCCAACAACAACAUGCCCUGUUCUCUAGAAUCAGAUCAAACCCAGUCCAACAACAACAUGUCCUGCUCUCUAGAAUCAGAUCAAACCCAGUCCAACAACAACAUGUCCUGUUCUCUAGAAUCAGAUCAAACCCAGUCCAACAACAACAACAUGUCCUGUUCUCUAGAAUCAGAUCAAACCCAGUCCAACAACAUGUCCUGUUCUCUAGAAUCAGAUCAAACCCAGUCCAACAACAUGCCCUGUUCUCUAGAAUCAGACCAUACCCAGUCCAACAACAACAUGUCCUCUUCUCUAGAAUCAGACCAUACCCAGUCCAACAACAACAUGUCCUGUUCUCUAGAAUCAGACCAUACCCAGUCCAACAACAUGUCCUGUUCUCUAGAAUCAGAUCAAACCCAGUCCAACAACAUGCCCUGUUCUCUAGAAUCAGACCAUACCCAGUCCAACAACAUGCCCUGUUCUCUAGAAUCAGAUCAUACCCAGUCCAACAACAACAUGUCCUGUUCUCUAGAAUCAGACCAUACCCAGUCCAACAACAACAUGUCCUCUUCUCUAGAAUCAGACCAUACCCAGUCCAACAACAACAUGUCCUGUUCUCUAGAAUCAGACCAUACCCAGUCCAACAACAUGUCCUGUUCUCUAGAAUCAGAUCAUACCCAGUCUAACAACAACAUGUCCUGUUCUCUAGAAUCAGACCAUACCCAGUCCAACAACAACAACAUGUCCUGUUCUCUAGAAUCAGAUCAAACCCAGUCCAACAACAACAUGCCCUGUUCUCUAGAAUCAGAUCAAACCCAGUCCAACAACAACAUGUCCUGUUCUCUAGAAUCAGAUCAAACCCAGUCCAACAACAACAUGUCCUGUUCUCUAGAAUCAGAUCAAACCCAGUCCAACAACAACAACAUGUCCUGUUCUCUAGAAUCAGAUCAAACCCAGUCCAACAACAUGUCCUGUUCUCUAGAAUCAGAUCAAACCCAGUCCAACAACAUGCCCUGUUCUCUAGAAUCAGAUCAUACCCAGUCCAACAACAACAUGUCCUAUUCUCUAGAAUCAGACCAUACCCAGUCCAACAACAUGCCCUGUUCUCUAGAAUCAGAUCAAACCCAGUCCAACAACAACAUGUCCUGUUCUCUAGAAUCAGACCAUACCCAGUCCAACAACAUGCCCUGUUCUCUAGAAUCAGAUCAUACCCAGUCCAACAACAACAUGUCCUGUUGUCUAGAAUCAGACCAUACCCAGUCCAACAACAUGCCCUGUUCUCUAGAAUCAGAUCAUACCCAGUCCAACAACAACAUGCCCUGUUCUCUAGAAUCAGAUCAAACCCAGUCCAACAACAACAUGCCCUGUUCUCUAGAAUCAGAUCAUACCCAGUCCAACAACAACAUGCCCUGUUCUCUAGAAUCAGAUCAAACCCAGUCCAACAACAACAUGCCCUGUUCUCUAGAAUCAGAUCAUACCCAGUCCAACAACAUGCCCUGUUCUCUAGAAUCAGACCAUACCCAGUCCAAUAACAUGCCCUGUUCUCUAGAAUCAGAUCAAACCCAGUCCAACAACAACAUGUCCUGUUCUCUAUAA
Messenger RNA from Oncorhynchus kisutch (coho salmon), 2316 nucleotides. RefSeq names its product GATA zinc finger domain-containing protein 14-like. The transcript has a single exon. The record is from RefSeq and is a predicted model, not a curated record. NCBI's taxonomy places the organism in Eukaryota, Metazoa, Chordata, Actinopteri, Salmoniformes, Salmonidae. Bases 1 to 2316 code for a protein of 771 amino acids.